ACUUCCGGCGGGAGGCGGAUGUGGAGAGGGAAGCGCGGGCCGGCAGGUGCGGCUGACAGGACAGUGGUCGCUGGAGAGAGGGGCGCAAGCCGGAGAGGCGAGGCAGGGCCCAGGCUCGGCUGCCGCCUCUCGGAGUUCCUCUCUACAGCAACGCCAACCUUCGUACCCGGAUGGCUCGAGGCGAGCGGUGGCGCCGCGCAGCGCCGGCCGAUGGAGCGCGGACAGCUCAAAGGGCGGCUCGGGGCGGCCCGGGCCGACGGGACGGCCGGGAUGGCCGGGGCGGCGGGGCCCGUGGCACGACUGGGGGAGUGGCUCUGGCCGUGGUGGUCCUGUCUUUGGCCCUGGGCCUGUCGGGGCGCUGGAUGCUGGCGUUGUACCGUGCGCGACGGGCGGUCACGCUGCACUCUGCACCCCCUGCGCUGCCCCCCGACUCCUCCAGCCCCGCUGUGACCCCGGACCUCUUUUGGGGAACCUACCGUCCUCACGUCUACUUCGGCAUGAAGACUCGCAGCUCGAAGCCCCUCCUCACCGGACUGAUGUGGGCGCAGCAGGGCACCACCCCAGGGACCCCUAAGCUCAGGCACACGUGUGAGCAGGGGGACGGCGUGGGUCCCUAUGGCUGGGAGUUCCACGAUGGUCUCUCCUUCGGGCGGCAACACAUCCAGGAUGGGGCCUUAAGGCUCACCACUGAGUUCGUCAAGAGGCCUGGGGGUCAGCACGGAGGGGACUGGAGCUGGAGAGUGACUAUAGAGCCUCAGGCCUCAGGUACCUCUGCUCUCCCUUUGGUCUCCCUGUUUUUCUAUGUGGUGACAGAUGGCAAAGAAGUCCUUUUACCAGAGGUUGGGACCAAGGGGCAGUUGAAGUUCAUCAGCGGGCACACCAGUGAACUUGGUGACUUUCGCUUUACACUUCUACCACCAACCGGUCCAGGGGAUACUGCUCCCAAACAUGGCAGCUACAAUGUCUUCUGGUCCUCCAACCCAGGACUGCCUCUGCUGACAGAGUUGGUAAAGAGUCACCUAAAUAGUUGGUUUCAGCAUCGGCCUCAAGGAGCCUCUGCUGAACGCUAUCUCGGCUUGCCAGGAUCUCUGAAGUGGGAGGACAGAGGCCCAAGUGGGCAAGGGCAAGUCUUGGUACAGCAGGUGACACUGAAAGUCCCCUUUUCUGUGGAGUUUGUAUUUGAAUCAGGCAGUGCCCAGGCAGAAAGAAACCAAGCCCUAAAGCAGCUGGCAGGCAGCCUACUAACCCAGGCCCUGGAGAGCCAUGUUAAAGCCUUUAGAGAACGCUUUGAGAAGACCUUCAAGCUGAAGGAGAAGGGCCUGACCCCUGGGGAGCAGGCUUUGGGUCAGGCUGCCCUCAGUGGCCUCCUUGGUGGGAUCGGCUAUUUCUAUGGACAGGGUCUGGUAUUGCCAGACAUGGGGGUAGAAGGGUCUGAGCAGAAAAUGGACCCAGCCCUCUUUCCACCAGUCCCUCUUUUUACAGCUGUGCCCUCCCGGUCAUUUUUCCCCCGAGGCUUCCUUUGGGAUGAGGGCUUUCAUCAGUUGCUGAUUCAGCGGUGGGAUCCUGGCCUCACCCGGGAAGCCCUAGGCCAUUGGCUGGGGCUGCUCAAUGCUGAUGGCUGGAUUGGGCGGGAGCAAAUACUGGGUGAUGAGGCCCGAGCCCGGGUGCCUCCAGAAUUCUUGGUGCAGCAGGCUGCCCAUGCAAAUCCCCCAACCCUGCUUUUGCCUGUGGCCCACAUGUUAGAGGGUGGUGACCCUGCUGACUUGGCCUUCCUUCAAAAGGCCUUCCCUCGCCUGCAUGCCUGGUUCUCCUGGCUUCAUCAGAGCCAGGGAGGGCCACUUCCACUAUCUUACCGCUGGCGGGGCCGGGACCCAGCCUUGCCAACUCUACUGAACCCCAAGACACUACCCUCGGGACUGGAUGACUACCCCCGGGCUUCACAUCCUUCAGCCACUGAGCGGCACCUGGACCUGCGAUGCUGGAUGGCACUAGGUGCCCGUCUGCUAACAAGGCUGGCAGAGCAUCUGGGGGAGGCAGAGGUGGCUGCUGAGCUGGGCCCACUGGCUGCCUCACUGGAAGCAGAAGAGAGUCUGGAUGAACUACACUGGGCCUCAGAGCUAGGGUUCUUUGCAGACUUUGGGAACCACACCAAAGCAGUACAACUAAAGCCUAAACCCCCUCAGGGUCUGGUUCGGGUGGUGGGCAGGCCCCCCCCUCGUUUGCAACAUGUGGAUGCUCUGGGCUAUGUUAGUCUUUUUCCCUUCCUACUGCGGCUGCUGGACCCCAAUUCAUCCCAUCUUGGGCCCCUGCUGGACAUUCUAGCUGACAGCCGCCAUCUCUGGAGCCCCUUUGGCUUACGCUCCCUUGCAGCCUCAAGCCCCUUUUAUGGUCAGCAUAAUUCAGAACAUGAUCCUCCCUAUUGGCGAGGUGCUGUGUGGCUCAAUAUCAACUACCUGGCCCUGGGAGCAUUGCACCACUAUGGGCACCUUGAGGGGCCCCACCAGGCCCGGGCUGCCAAACUCCAUAGUGAGCUCCGUGCUAAUGUGGUAGGCAAUGUAUGGCAGCAGUACCAGGCUACAGGUUUCCUGUGGGAACAGUACAGUGACCGGGAUGGGCGGGGCAUGGGCUGCCGCCCUUUCCAGGGUUGGACUAGCCUUGUCUUAUUGGCCAUGGCUGAAGACUACUGAGGCAGGGAAGAGAGGGAAUCCAGGCCAUUCUUGCUACUCUGGAUCUUGAGGAACAAAGUCUCUGGCUUCUGCCCUCAGUCCCUAAGAUACUAAUAAUUCAAACCUUCAUUUCAUCUCAGGUGUCUCCUUACAGUCAGCCCACACAGCCCCAGGAUGAAUGUAAAUUCAGAAUCUAUUUUUCUAAAUAAAAUGGAAAAAAACACCAAA
Otolemur garnettii (small-eared galago) is the source of this 2894-nucleotide messenger RNA. It is a transcript of the gene MOGS, whose product is annotated as mannosyl-oligosaccharide glucosidase. Gene Ontology annotation, cellular component: endoplasmic reticulum membrane. The transcript is spliced from 4 exons. Gene Ontology annotation, biological process: protein N-linked glycosylation; oligosaccharide metabolic process. Lineage: Eukaryota; Metazoa; Chordata; Mammalia; Primates; Galagidae. Gene Ontology annotation, molecular function: Glc3Man9GlcNAc2 oligosaccharide glucosidase activity. The coding region runs from base 171 to 2687 and encodes 838 amino acids. The record is from RefSeq and is a predicted model, not a curated record.